ACAAACCGUUAGAGUAUGCACAACCUUGAUAUAGGUGAAUCGUCUAGCUAGCAGGAAACCGGCGGGAGUGGUGCGCAGUGAAAUAUUUAUUUUACAACUUUUACAAGGCUAAUUGCAAAUGUUUUAACUGAUCCGUUCAUUCCGGUGUUGUAAAAUAAUUUCAAUUUAAUUUAUAGCUCACAGUUUUGUGCACAGAAACGCGUUGCGGCGAAAUCGACAUCUUUUUUAUUUGAAAUUUGGAUUUAGUAGGAAAAAUGGGCAGAACUCCCACUGUUUUACCAUCUGGAGAUUUUGAUGCUGAAACUGAUGCUAAAGCAUUGAAAGAAGCGUUUAAGGGUUUUGGAACAGAUGAAGAUACGGUUAUUGACAUUAUCGCAAGAAGGACCAAUGAACAACGGAGACAAAUUGCAGUUGCUUUUAAAACUAUGUUUGGAAAGGAUCUGAUGAAAGAAUUAAAAUCUGAGCUAAGAGGAAAUUUCGAAGAUGUUAUUGUAGCCCUUAUGACUGACCCUAUCGAAUUUCAAGCCAAAGAGCUGCAUCACGCUAUUAGCGGUCUUGGUACCGACGAACCUACCAUCGUUGAAAUUUUGGGUAUUCAUAAUAACGAAGAAGUGGUUAAUAUUGCAAAUGCUUAUGAAGGCUUGUAUCAAACAUCUCUAGAGGCCGAUAUCAAAGGUGACAGUUCAGGACAUUUGAAACGACUUCUGGUGUCUUUAGCAAAUGGCCACAGAGAUGAAUCUGAUGAAGUGGACGAAGAAUCAGCUCGUGCUGAUGCCCAAGCCCUUUUGCAGGCAGGAGAACUAUUGUUUGGAGGAACUGAAGAAUCUGUAUUCAACAUGGUUCUUUGUCAAAGAAAUCGUCCCCAGUUGAGAAGAAUAUUCCACGAAUAUGAAAACAUAACUGGGCAUUCAAUUGAGAAAGCUAUUGAGAAUGAAUUUUCUGGUAAUAUUAAGGAUUCUCUGUUGCAGUUGGUUCAAUGUGUCAGAGACCCUAUCGAAUUUUUAACUACAAGAAUUCACGAUUCGAUGGCAGGAAUAGGCACUGAUGAUCGAACCCUUAUAAGAAUAAUCGUUGGAAGAUCCGAACUUGAUCUAGGAGAAAUAAAAGAAGUUUUUGAAGGAAAAUAUGGAAAAACUUUGGCUGAAAGAAUAGAUCAGGACACUUCAGGAGAUUACAAGAAAACGCUGAUUACCAUUGUUGGAUGAAGUUGGCAAACAUGCCAAAAGUAUUAUUAAGUUAUAUAUAUAUAUAUAUACAAUAUAAAAAGGCCUUAUUUAGCUUUAGAAUACAAUAUUUGCUACCAGUUUUUUUUUUCUAUUAUUAAACUUUAUUAUUACAUUAUACUCAAAUCGAAUAGGUAGGCGAGUUUUUGAUAUCUCCAUUUCCCAACUGGAGUGACCAAGAAAGUACAGCAGGAAGAAGUUGAAAGAGAUAAAUACCUAUAACAACCAUGUUUUUUCUAAUAACAGAAUGCUGGACGAGUGAAUUUGUAUAGCCAAUAAACAAAACAAUGAUUUCUA
Molecule: messenger RNA, 1520 nt
Organism: Ceutorhynchus assimilis (cabbage seed weevil)
Lineage: Eukaryota; Metazoa; Arthropoda; Insecta; Coleoptera; Curculionidae
Source: the annotation of a GenBank genome assembly